Molecule: messenger RNA, 2145 nt
Organism: Chenopodium quinoa (quinoa)
Lineage: Eukaryota; Viridiplantae; Streptophyta; Magnoliopsida; Caryophyllales; Amaranthaceae
Product: putative pentatricopeptide repeat-containing protein At5g52630
Exons: 1
Coding region: 1-2145 (714 amino acids)
Biological process (GO): RNA modification
Molecular function (GO): protein binding; RNA binding; zinc ion binding
Source: RefSeq, a predicted model, not a curated record
AUGUGCAAUGUUAUUCUGAAUUAUACCAACAGAAUUAACCUCGCUUUUUUUACUGAUUCUCUUAUGAAUUAUCAAAAGCAGUGGAAACUGAGUUCUUCAAUACUUCAUGAUCCCAAAACCUUAGCAAAUGUUAUACAAAUUUACACAAAAUCCAAGAAUCUUAAUGCAGGAAAACACCUUCAUGCCCAGAUCAUUCGAUCUGUUUAUAAAGUAUGCAAGUAUGUCAACAAUUAUCUCCUCAUACUGUACACAAAAUGUGGGCACCUCGACUAUGCACAGAAAGUGUUCGACAAAAUGCCCAAGAGAAACUUGGUGUCAUGGACUGCGUUGAUCAGUGCUCUUUCACAGAACUCUCUAUGCACGCAAGCAUUACAAGCGUUUUCCCAGAUGAGAAUUGCUGGGGAAAGUCCGAAUGAGUUCACGUUUUCGAGUGUUGUACUGGCUACGACGUUGCUUAAGGAUGUCGGUUUUGGGAGGCAAAUACAUUGUCUCAGUGUAAAAUGUGGGUUUAGCCAUGAACUUUUUGUGGGUAGUAACCUUGCUGAUAUGUAUUCCAAGUGUGGGGUGAUUUGUGAUGGGUGUAAGGUCUUUGAGGAGAUGCCUUGUAAGGAUGUAGUCUCGUGGACCUCGAUGAUACACGGGUAUGCCAAGAAUGGUGAUUUUAAGGAGGCUUUGUUGGGUUUUAAGACAAUGUUGUUUGAGGCAAUGGUGAUUGAUAGUUAUACAAUUUCUUGUGCUUUAAGUGCUUGUGGGGCAAUGAAGGCCUGUACAUUUGGGAGAUUGGUUCAUUCGAUGGUUGUGAAAUCAGACUUUGAGGGGGAUACUGCCAUAGGCAAUGCACUAGUGGAUAUGUACUCGAAACUGGGUGACAUGGAAAGUGCGCUGAAAGUGUUUAAGUAUAACUCUUGGCGUGUAGAUGUUGUGUCAUGUACCUCUUUGAUUGAUGGGUAUGUGGAAGCUGGUCAAGUAGAGGAAGCGCUUGAGGUGUUUGUGGAGUUGAGGAGGCAAGGCUUGAAGCCCAAUGAAUUCACGUUCUCCAGCUUGGUUAAAGCUUGUGCUAACCAAGCUGCGCUUGAGCAAGGAUCAAUGCUUCAUGCUCUAGCAAUUAAAAUGAAUUUUGCAGCAGACCCAUAUGUCUCAUCUACGCUAGUUUUUAUGUACGGGAAGUGUGGAUUGGUUGAGCAUUCAGAACGAUUGUUCAACUGUAUCACAAACCCAACUGAGUUUGCAUGGAAUUCAUUGUUGGGUGGUUUUUCUCAACAUGGCUUCGGGAGAAAAGCCACUAAAUUUUUUAAAAGAAUGGUCCUUGGAGGUAUGAAACCGAAUGCUAUAACCUUUAUGAUCCUCUUGACAGGUUGCAGCCAUUCUGGGUUGGUUGAUAAAGGAUUGAACUACUUUAGUGCCAUGGAGAGGGACUACGGGGUGACACCUACAGCAGAGCACUAUUCAUGUAUUAUUGAUCUACUUAGCCGAGCAGGAAAGCUCAAAGAAGCCGAUGACUUCAUUAGUCAAAUGCCUUUUGAGCCAAAUGCUUUUGGUUGGUCUUCUUAUCUUGGGGCUUGCAGGAUUCAAGGUGAUAAAGCACGGGCUAAAAUCGCAGCAGAGAAGCUAAUGAGGCUGGAGCCUGAGAAUAGCAGCACACACAUUCUUCUCUCUAGCAUUUAUGCAAAAGAAAGACAAUGGGAAGAUGUAAGAAAUUUGAGGAAAAUGAUAAAAGAUGGAAACAUAAGAAAAGUGCCUGGCUAUAGCUGGAUCGAUGUUGGGAACAAAACCCAUGUUUUUGGCGCACAUGAAUGGUCUCAUCCUCAACAAAGAGAGAUCUACAAUAAGCUCGAUAGUCUCAUAGAAGAGAUAAAGAAAGUUGGAUAUAAACCCCAAAUAGAAGUCGUUGAUAUUGAUAUAGAUGACGACACAAAGGAAAAGAUACUUAAAAAUCAUAGCGAGAAGCUAGCUGUUGCAUUUGCACUAAUGAGUAUGCCGUCUUGGAAGCCUAUAAUCAUAAAAAAGAAUUUGAGGAUAUGCCUGGACUGUCAUACUGCAUUCAAGUUGAUAGCGAAAGUAACUGGAAGGCAUAUAAUAGUGAGGGAUAGUAACAGGUUCCAUCAUUUUUCUAAUGGAUCUUGUUCCUGUGGAAAUUUCUGGUAG